AUGGCGAGUAGUAGCGAGGAGAUUAUUCCGGAGACGACGACAGAAACGGCUGCGGCCGAGUCUUCUUAUGACACUUUUGUACAAGUGUCUAACGAAAUUUUUACUAACCCUCUCAAUGUUGUGCUUUUGAGUAUCAGCGCUUUCCUCUUAUACAAGAUCAUAGCCGGGCGACAAACACCUCGACCACGACCAGAACCUGAGGUCGAGCUGCCCCGAAUGAAGAAGAAAGACCUGACUCUGGAUGAAUUAAGGAAAUGCGAUGGCACGGGCGAGGACGGUAGAAUUUGUAUCGCAGUCAACGGACGAAUAUACGAUGUAACCCGAGGUAAGCAGUUUUACGGACCCGGAGGCCCUUACUCUAAUUUUGCCGGGCGCGAUGCUUCUAGAGCGCUAGCCCUUUUCACGGUGAGUGAAUCGGCCCUGAAGUCCGAAAAUGAUGACCUUAGUGACCUGACAUCGGCCGAAAUGAGUCGGAUGAGAGAAUGGCAGAUUCAAUUGGAAGAAAAAUACGAUUUUGUGGGUCGAUUGCUCAAGCCCGGGCAAGAACCAGUCGACUAUACUGAUUCCGAAGAGGAGAUUAAUCCUAACGAAGAAGGUGAUGAGAAGGAAAAAGAAACUUCAAAAAAGAGCGAGGAAAACGAAGAGGAGCCUGAUAGUAAAACCAGCAAUAUAAACACUAAGGAAAAUGUAAAUGACAUGGAAGAAGAGAAGAAACCAGAAGAAGAAAAAGAAAAAAAGGAAGAAAAGCAAGAAGAAACGUCCACUGAAAAGACCGAAUUGUGA
Messenger RNA from Acanthosepion pharaonis, 783 nucleotides. Lineage: Eukaryota; Metazoa; Mollusca; Cephalopoda; Sepiida; Sepiidae. The record is from the annotation of a GenBank genome assembly.